CUUAAGUUAAUGUCAAGGGCUUGAUCAGAUUUUGAAUGCAAAAGAUUGGAUUUUGGAAGUGCCAGUUGUAUUUCUCUGAACUACGAGGAUGUCUAAUUCCACCAUGAACUUCUACACUGUGCCCCAGUCCUUCAGCUUCUCUGACAUUAUUGUCAUAACAACAUACUUUCUUCUCAACCUGGCUGUUGGCAUCUGGUCAUCCUGCAGGGUGAGCAGGAACACACUGAGUGGAUAUUUCUUGGCUGGGCGGGACAUGGCCUGGUGGCCGAUUGGAUCUUCCCUCUUUGCCAGUUCGGAGGGCUCGGGUCUGUUCAUUGGUUUGGCUGGGACUGGAGCUGCUGGUGGCAUCGCUGUCGCUGGUUUUGAAUGGAAUGCCACCUAUGUGUUGCUGGCGCUGGCUUGGGUAUUUGUUCCCGUCUACAUCUCCUCCGGGAUUGUGACCAUGCCGGAGUACCUGGGACGGCGUUUUGGCGGAGAGAGGAUCCGAACCUACCUGGCGGUCCUCUCACUGCUGCUGUCCAUCUUCACAAAGAUAUCGACGGACCUGUACUCUGGAGCCUUGUUUGUUCAGGUGUGUCUGGGAUGGAACCUCUACCUGUCCACCGUCCUCAUGCUGGUGGUCACUGCUCUCUACACUAUUGCAGGUGGUCUUGCUGCCGUCAUCUACACAGACACUUUACAAACAUUUGUCAUGAUAGUGGGUGCAAUCAUCCUAACAGGCACAGCUUUUAACAAGAUUGGUGGCUAUGAGAACCUGGAGCGUGUGUACAGCAUAGCGGUGCCCAGUAAGAUUAUCCCCAACAGCACCUGCCACCUGCCGCGGGCAGACGCCAUGCACCUGUUCAGAGACGCCGUCACUGGAGACCUGCCCUGGCCCGGCAUGACUCUGGGCCUCACCAUACUGGCCACCUGGUACUGGUGCACCGACCAGGUUAUCGUACAACGGUCCCUGUCAGCCAAAAACAUGAGUCACGUAAAAGGAGCGUCAAUCUUCGCGGGAUAUCUGAAGCUGCUGCCUUUCAUAUUCAUCGUCCUCCCUGGCAUGAUCAGCCGAGCUCUCUAUCCAGAUACUGUGGGGUGUGUGGAUCCGGAGGAGUGUGUGCGUGUCUGUGGAGCCGAGGUGGGGUGCUCCAACAUUGCUUUUCCUAAACUGGUCAUAGAACUCAUGCCAAGCGGCUUAAAGGGACUUAUGAUUGCUGUGAUGAUGGCUGCUCUGAUGUCCUCGCUGACGUCCAUCUUCAACAGCAGCUCCACGCUCUUUACCAUGGACAUCUGGAAGAAGCACCGCCCACGAGCCUCUGAGAAGGAGCUGCUGUUGGUGGGCAGGAUUGUGACUGUGAUCUUGGUGGUGGUGAGUGUGGUGUGGAUACCCAUCCUUCAGUCGGCCAACAGCGGCCAGCUGUACGUCUACAUCCAAUCAGUGACCAGCUACCUCGCCCCGCCCGUCACAGCUGUCUUCACCCUGGCUGUCUUCUGGAAGAGGACCAAUGAGCAGGGUGCUUUCUGGGGCCUGAUGGUGGGUUUGGUGGUAGGUGUGUGUAGGAUGGUGCUGGAGUUUGCCUUUCCUCCGCCCAGAUGUGGCAUUGUGGAUUCAGCCCCUGUGGUGUUGCGCAGCGUACACUACCUCCACUUUGCCAUUUUGCUCUGUGGGCUCACGGCUAUCGUGGUUACCAUAGUAUCACUGCUCACGCCACCGCCCAGCCAGGAACAGGUGUGUAACCUGACCUGGUGGACAAUAACUGAAGAGCCACAGAGAGAAAUUCCUCUACAGAAAGUCUCUUCUGUCAGUCAUCGUACCACCCAGAGCUCUGAGGCAACGUGUCAAGCAACGUGUGGGCGGGGGGCCAGAUUGUGCCUCUCAGUGCUACGACGCUCAGAACAGACUCCAAAUCCCAGAGUCCCCAGCCUUCAAGAGAGCCCAUUUUGGUCUAGGUUCUGCUGUGUCAAUGCAAUCAUGCUGGUCAGCAUUAACAUUUUUCUGUAUGCAUACUUUGCCUGAGUGGAGGCUCAGAUUUAACAUCCUGCUGAACUCAAAUCGCCCCAGCACCAACUGCACACCGACUUCUCCGCAUCCAAGAGGGUGGGGAAACAAACAGACCUGGACCUGCAUUUCAACAGUUCUCAGUUCGUUGUGUGUUUCAAAAUGUAAAGCUAGCAAAUAUACUUUUGGGUGUGACUUCAGCAAGCAUUUAGAAGCAGAUAACACACACCUCCAGUAAUAGUGCACAAACUCCUCUAUUAAUCCACACCUACAGUAUAUCUGCAUAUUGUGAUACACAACAAUGGGAAACAUAUCUGUUCAUAACUAUACAUUUUUUUAUAGCAGAUUCCAGACAAUGAUGCAAACCUUAUACAAAAAUUAAAACUUACUGUGAAGAUAAAAGGUUCGGUAACAACAACACACACCACACCAUUAUAAAGACUGAAGUGGUAGGUUUUUUGUGGUUUUUUGUUGUAUCAUUCUGUAAAAAUUCUUCUAAAGACUGUUUGGGAAACCAAAUUAAAAACAGCUGCAGUGACUCAAGCAACUUGUAUAAAAGCAUGUGUCAGCAAUUCAGUUAUGUUGUAAAAAUGCUCAGUAGUUCACUUAUUAACUGUUUUUAACCCCUAACAGGCUGGCAGAUUAAGUGAUAUAAAUACAAGCAUACUAUCAGACAGCAUGUAUUUCUUAAGAUUUACCUUCUAAUAAUAGUUUCUACUUUC
This is a messenger RNA of Cololabis saira (Pacific saury), 2703 nucleotides long. RefSeq names its product solute carrier family 5 member 10 (gene slc5a10). Gene Ontology annotation, molecular function: D-glucose:sodium symporter activity. The transcript has 15 exons. Gene Ontology annotation, cellular component: plasma membrane. The record is from RefSeq and is a predicted model, not a curated record. The coding region runs from base 89 to 1999 and encodes 636 amino acids. Gene Ontology annotation, biological process: transmembrane transport. Lineage: Eukaryota; Metazoa; Chordata; Actinopteri; Beloniformes; Belonidae.